Aspergillus steynii IBT 23096 is the source of this 1116-nucleotide messenger RNA. RefSeq lists its product as uncharacterized. The record is from RefSeq and is a predicted model, not a curated record. Lineage: Eukaryota; Fungi; Ascomycota; Eurotiomycetes; Eurotiales; Aspergillaceae. The coding region runs from base 343 to 1116 and encodes 257 amino acids. The transcript has 3 exons.
CGCCGCGUCGGUUUCAGAGUCGAACAUUCCGCACGUCAACCAGCCCCUGUUCAGCUGGCUCCAUUUCGGCUAGGACUAGUUUGCUGACAGGAGGCUCAAUUUAGACCUACCUGGUAUUUGGACUGGAGUUGAGAUCGAGAUCAGGAUACUAUGUGUACGGAGUAGGUGGAAGUAGAUACAUCAUUAGGGCUGGAUAUCACAUCAUCUACCGAGAGUAGACAUAUGUAAUAGGUACCCCGCUCGCAUCUCCAACUCCUCUACCUCAGUCACAGACAUACUAUCUAUCGAUCAGAGCACCAACUUAACAACCUAAACCAUCUACACUAAACGCCGAAAAUCAAAAUGUCCACCCCCGUGCACUUCGACCACGUCCUCAUCCAACUCUCCACCCCAGACUUCCACGCCCCGCCGCCAUGGCUGACGGAGAAUUUCACCAUCCUCGAGGGUGGCACGCACGCGGGCGGCGUCACACGCAAUAACCUCAUCCCCCUCCCCGACGGCACAUACAUCGAACUCCUAAAUUUCGUGACCCCGCCGGCUUCCCGCGCGGACUGGGCCUCCAAGUACCCGGGGGACUUUGCGCUGACGACGCUGCCCCCCGUCACCGCGACGGAGAAUUAUAACCGGUUGGUGAGCGCGCUGGAACCCUCACCCAAUGAGCCAGGGCCAGAGCCAGGGCCCAGAGCAGGAGACGGUGGUCUAGGCGUGACCUACAAGAAGCCCAUCCCGGGGGGACGACAGCUCUCGACCGGCGAGGAUGUCAAGUGGGAGAUUGUAGGGCCGGAGUAUAAGAGCGAAGAUGGAGGGGCGAGGGGUCCGACAGACGUGCCGUUUUUCUGCCACGACGUGACGGAGCGAAGGGUACGGGUUCCGCGUGUGCCUGAGACGGGUCAUCCGUCUGGGGCGGUGGGGGUGAAGGCGAUUGAGGUGUUGGUGGGGAGGGAGAGGGUCGGGGAUUAUGUGCAAUUGUAUACGUCUGUGUUGGGGGUGGAAGGGGAGGCGAGGAAGGAUGGGGACGGGGAGUGGGAGUUUCCGCUGAGGGCACCGGGGGCGGAGGAUGUGACGGGGGUGGUGAGGUUGAGGGGGUCGCGGACGGAGGAGGAUGAGAGGUUGUAA